Molecule: messenger RNA, 2191 nt
Organism: Vollenhovia emeryi
Lineage: Eukaryota; Metazoa; Arthropoda; Insecta; Hymenoptera; Formicidae
Gene: Coq8
Product: aarF domain-containing protein kinase 4
Exons: 12
Coding region: 119-2140 (673 amino acids)
Biological process (GO): ubiquinone biosynthetic process
Cellular component (GO): extrinsic component of mitochondrial inner membrane
Molecular function (GO): kinase activity
Source: RefSeq, a predicted model, not a curated record
AAUCAAAGACUAGAUCACAAGCAAUCUACAAGUAUCGCGCUGAUUGUGAGACUUACGAAACGCGUGUACCUACGAUCGUUAGGCAAAAAUUUUAUUUGUCAUUAUUUUAGUUAUAGAAAUGCCUCGAUCCAAAGUUUCCGACUUACUUGGUGUACUCAAGGGAGCGAAAAGGGUUGCGAAUGCUCUGAUAAAACAUGAGGAGGAUACAAUCAGAUAUAGAAUCACACACUCCAGUGUGAAAGACUUGCCUGAGAAGUGUUUACAAGCUGCAAGGGAAAAAUUGAGUAACGCAAAGCCAAGUAAGGUUCCUGGACAAAUAAUGAAAGACUUGAAAGAAGUAACUGAACGCAUAAGUGUGGUUGAGGAAGGUAUUAAACAAUACAUUAAGAUAACAGCUAAUCAAACUUUGGAUAUAAAAAAUAAUGGUUAUACCCCUAAGAAGGAAAGAAAGCUAUACGUUUAUGACACCGCGAAAGAUCCAAAAGAAUUGUCUAUUGACGGAGAUGUCACAGUAGCAAAAUACAAUACUGACAAAUCUAUGAAAAAGUAUAUGAGCGUAAAGGAAAAGAUCCAGACCAUUACUAAUCUAGAUAAGGAGAUACCUGAUAUCGAAUUUUCUGACAAAGAUAAAGAAAUCUUGAGGAAAUUGGAAUUGGAACAUGAGAAGAAUAUUAAAAACAGUGUUUCAAGUUCUGCUAAUUCCUCUAUAACUGAAGCACAUGAAAAGGAAUGUGUACACACACAGAUGAAUUCUAUAGAGAGACCUAACACUAAAUUAUCAGUUAGACCAAAGCAAUGCCUAUCACCUACUGCCAGAGAAAGAAAAGUUCCUUCUACAAGAUUGCAAAGAAUGGUAAGUUUCGGUACCUUGGGUAUUGGCCUCGGGCUUGGUACUGCUGCAGAAUAUACACGAAGGACGUUGGGAUUAAAGGAGCAGAGCAUUGGGGAUACAGUUGACAAUAUGUUUCUUACUAAAGCUAAUGCAGAAAGAAUAGUUUCUACGUUAUGCAAAGUGAGAGGUGCGGCUUUAAAAAUUGGUCAGAUAUUAAGCAUCCAAGAUAAUAGUAUUAUAAGUCCCGAAUUGCAAAAGAUUUUUGAAAGGGUCAGACAAAGCGCUGAUUUUAUGCCAGCGUGGCAAGUAGAGAAAGUGUUAGCUAACGAACUUGGACACAAUUGGAGAGAUAAAUUUGCCCACUUUGAGGAAAAACCAUUUGCCGCAGCAUCCAUUGGACAAGUUCAUCACGGUACAUUAUUGAACAAGCAAGAUGUAGCGAUAAAGAUUCAGUAUCCUGGUGUAGCUAUGGGUAUUCAGAGUGAUAUUGAAAAUUUAGUGGGCAUAAUGAAGGUAUGGAAUAUGUUUCCAGAAGGAAUGUUUAUAGACAAUGUGGUGGAGGUUGCGAAACGGGAAUUAGCAUGGGAAGUGGAUUAUGUAAGAGAAGCAGAAUGUACGAAAAAAUAUAGGGACUUGAUAAUACCUUAUCCAGAUUAUUAUGUGCCUGCAGUAAUAGAUGACGUCUCGACAAAACAAGUAUUUACAACAGAGAUGAUAGAAGGUAUACCCGUUGACAAAUGUACAAAUAUGGAUGUUAAAAUUCGAGAACGUAUAAGUGAACUAAUCAUGCGUUUGAGCCUAAAAGAGUUAUUCGAAUUCCAAUAUAUGCAGACUGAUCCAAAUUGGUCCAACUUCUUUUAUAAUUUCGACACAAAGCAGUUAAUUUUAUUGGAUUUUGGAGCAUGCAGGACUUAUGAAAAAGCGUUUAUGGAUAAAUAUAUAGAGGUGAUUAAUGCCGCGAGCGAAGGAAAUCGCGACAAGGUCCUGCAGCUAUCUCGAGAAAUGAAGUUUCUUACCGGAUACGAGUCCAAGAUUAUGGAGAACGCGCACGUGGAUGCAGUCAUGAUUCUUGGUCAAGUGUUUGACAAUAAUCGCGAAUAUUAUGACUUUGGUGGUCAGGAUGUAACAAAACGGAUUCAAGUCUUAGUGCCAACUAUAAUAAAUAACAGAUUAUGCCCACCACCCGAGGAGAUAUACAGCUUGCAUAGAAAGUUGUCUGGAAUAUUUUUGCUAUGUGCAAAACUUGGAGUUAAAAUAAAAUGUCGCGACAUGUUCCGCGAGAUUUAUACCAACUAUAAGUUUGGCUGAUAUGCAUUUGUACUCGCGUUGAUAAUAAAAGAUAUAAUAUUUUGAUUGAAA